Messenger RNA from Carassius auratus (goldfish), 2347 nucleotides. Its product is annotated as piggyBac transposable element-derived protein 4-like. The coding region runs from base 13 to 1998 and encodes 661 amino acids. Lineage: Eukaryota; Metazoa; Chordata; Actinopteri; Cypriniformes; Cyprinidae. The record is from RefSeq and is a predicted model, not a curated record. The transcript has 3 exons.
CGGAGCUGGUCAAUGAUAUGGGAGGGGAGAAAAAAACUCCCUUUGGUCAUUUUUUCCUGUUUGUUGGAGCGACCCUGUUUAGCGCUGCUUUUAACGAUGGAUACGCGCAAAAAAGGGAAGGAUAAUAUCGUUAUGGACGGCUCGGAGAAAUGCGUGAAUAGAGAUGAAGAGCAACACGAGAAGAAAGAAUGGGAUGAGUCAUCGGACAGUGAAAGUGUAGCUUCUAGCGUGGACUCUGCGGUGGAGGAGAUGUCCAGCGAUUAUCUCGAAACCCUUCUGGAUGAGUUUUCAGAUGAUAAUGAUGAUGAUGAUGAUGACUGGUAUCCUGAGGUCACUCCACGAAAAAAGAAGAGAUCUGGUCUGUCUUCUGUAUCACCGUCUCCAGCAAAGUCUUGCAGGUCUGGAUCCCCUGCCUCUGUGCAAAGUAGCACAGGGAAAGCUAGGAAAAGCAGCACGAGACGAUCCCUACCUUUCUCCAAUAACAUCUCUGAAAAGAAGUGGAGAAGUGUAGAUGAGCCUGACAUCGAGCCGACACAGCCAAUAUUCAGACCUAAAAACACACCCGGCCCACAGUUAAUCUCCACUGCAACAUGCAGUCCUCUGCAGUAUUUUGAGUUGUUCUUUUCAAAAUCAGUGCUAAAGACCAUUUUAGAAAAUACAAAUGCGAAUGGAGCCAUGCGUCAAGAUGGAAAGAAGAUGCCAUGGGAGGAUAUUACAAUCAAAGAUCUGAAGUCAUUCAUAGCACUGGUUAUUUAUAUGGGAGUGCUGAAAUGCUUCUCGCUGACAGACUACUGGAAAACAUCAGAUUUAUACAGUCUGCCUUAUCCUGCACGAAUCAUGACUGGGAAAAAAUUUCUUACAAUCAGUCGGGCUCUCCAUAUUAGUGAUCCCAAAGUGGAUGCAGAGAAUGACAAGAAGAGGGGAACACCUGAAUACGACCGUCUGUGUAAGAUCAAACCGCUGUACCAGGACAUCAGGGACGCCUGCAGAGCCUCUUUCCAUCCCUUUCAGAACAUUGCCAUUGAUGAACGAAUGGUGGCCUCAAAGGCUAGAAAUGGACUUAAACAAUACAUGAGAAACAAACCGACAAGAUGGGGGUACAAACUGUUUGUACUGGCGGAUUCCCUCUGUGGCUACACAUGGGACUUCUUCAUUUAUGAAGGAAAGGCCAAUGUGGUGGAGAGCAAGGGUAUUAGCUAUGAUUCUGUCAUGCUUCUGGCUAAUGAAAGGUUGUUGGGAAGCGGCUACAAGCUGUUUGUUGACAACUUUUACACCAGUCCCAAACUUUUCAGAGACCUGCUCCGUAAAAAGAUCUGGGCUUGUGGCACGGUUCGCUCUAACCGCAUUGGCCACUCAAAGACACAGGCUCCUCGUGGCAAUAUUCGCUGGUUUAGGGAAGAAGAUCUGCUGUUUGUUGAGUGGAAGGACAAGAGGGACGUGCUGAUGUGCUCCACCUUUCAUAAAGCCUUUAAUGGGGACACCAUAAAGAGAAAUGUGAAAGGAGCCGAUGGAGUUUGGGCUCCUCAGGAAUUCCCCGUUCCAGCCGCAGUACUGGACUACAACAAGCACAUGGGAGGAGUGGAUCUGUCUGACGCACUUAUAGGGUAUUACUCGGUUCUGCAUAAGACACAAAGGUGGUAUCGGACCUUCUUUUUCCAUUUUGUGGACAUCGCUGUAGUCAAUGCCUUCAUUCUGCACCAGCAGAUGGCCAAGAUGAAGAACGAGAAGCCUCUGUCCCAGAAAGCCUUCAGGGAGGCGCUUGUAAAUGAGCUUGCAUCUCCCCCUCCACCAGUACGUGCGACUCUUACCCCAUACUCCCAUUUGCCCAAAUACAUCAGUGGGGACAGCACCAGUGGAAGACGAAGAUGCAAAGUUUGCCAGAACAAAACUCCAGUCAUGUGCGUGACUUGUGAAAUACCUUUUUGCUUCGUUCCUAAGCGUGACUGUUUCACAAAAUGGCAUAACCCAGAUAGCAGUAGCGAGAAUGAGAACGAUUAAUGACUAAAGUAGUGGGAUUUUGUGUCUAGUGUGAAACUCCUAGAUGAGUGCAACAUCAAGCACAAGACAAUACUCAGAACUGGAGCAUGACAUUUUCAUACUAGUGUGAAUUGGUCGUAAAUUGGUCACAGAUUUGGUGAUGAACUGGGGGUUUGUCGCAGACUGUGGAAAUCUGUCCAGAACUGCAAGAUCCAACCAAAAAUCUUGUAGUGUGAGCCCGGUGUUGUUUCGACGUCUGUUCCCACUAUGUUUCCCCUCAGUUUAGCAAAGGUUUGGAAGGCUUUGCAACUGUGUUGUACAUGUAUGAGAUAUAAAUUGAAAUAAAUGUACAACGUAAUUCUACCUCUAA